Molecule: messenger RNA, 560 nt
Organism: Solanum stenotomum
Lineage: Eukaryota; Viridiplantae; Streptophyta; Magnoliopsida; Solanales; Solanaceae
Product: non-specific lipid transfer protein GPI-anchored 26-like
Exons: 3
Coding region: 1-480 (159 amino acids)
Biological process (GO): lipid transport
Molecular function (GO): lipid binding
Source: RefSeq, a predicted model, not a curated record
AUGCAAAUAUCAACAAGUACAAUAUUUUCAGCACUAGCACUACUUCUUCUUUCCUUAUUACUACAUGUGAGUUCUCAAUCAGAAGAUUGCCAACAAGUUAUCGUUGGUUUAGCACCUUGCUUACAAUACAUACAAGGAAAUGCUACUACAACUCCAUCGUCAGGUUGCUGCACACAGCUUGCUACUAUAGUGAAGACGCGACCGCGAUGCGUGUGUCAUGUUUUUAGUGGUGUUAAUGUCAAUCAAACACUGGCUAUGGCUCUUCCUAAAGCUUGUAAUGUUCAUAUCACUCCCUCUCUUACACUAUGUCAAGCUACUUCCCCAGCUGGUUCUCCACUCUCUUCAUCCACUCCUUCAGGAGAGGGAUCAAGAACUUCACAAAGUGAGGAUUCAUCAAGAGGAUAUUCAUUGAAGCUCCCAUAUUACUCUCUUUUAUUUACCCUUGUUAUAGCCUCUUUCUCACUGUUCAACACCAUCUAAACUCAAAAGCGUGUGUGAAAAGUCAAAAAGAUCAAUAAUGUUCUCACUUACCUUUCAAUGUGACUCAAACCCUGAACCUA